CUUCAUAUUUACAUAAUCUAUGGACCGUUUUAAUAUCGCACUAUAUAGAUGUAACAAAGAGGUAGCCGAAAGAUCAUUCUGAAAAGAAAUGGCAUCACCCUCCUCAGAGAUAAAUCUGGGGAAGAACCAAUCGACACCACCACCAACAACGCCAUCAACGCCGCCACCACCGGAGGCGGCUGGCGGCCGUACGAUGAAUAAGGGGAAGAAUUUGCACGCCUCGUUGGUGACGGGAGCGAUUGAGAAGUUGAAAGAGUUUCCGGAAUGGGAGGAACAUUGCGAAAGGGCCCGAUACAUCGUCGAUGAGAGAAAGAUCCGGCGGGUUUACGAGAUUCAGGAAAAGAUGGACGUGAAUGAGCUCCUCAACUACGUUAUGCAUGGUGACGGCGAAGAAGUUGUUUGGGACGAUGACGUUUGGAAUGUGCGCCAAAUCAAGCGCACCCGUGAAGAUCAGCCGCCGCCGCCGCUGCCAACUCCAGAAGCCAAAAUUAAUGCUACUAAGACGGAUGCUAAUGAAGAUGGUCAUCUGCCACCGCCAAAAGCAGAAAAAACUGAUACAAACAAAAAUCAUGAAAAUUAGAGGGGUUUUCUUCUUUUGGCAUAUAUGAUAGAUGUUGAUUGAGGAGGAAUGAGGAAUCGGCUUUUGUUUAAAUAUAAAUUUAGUUCGAAUUAUGGCUUAUGAAUGAUUAUUAGAAACGGAAGGAGGGAGAUCUGUGAUCAAUGCUCUUGUAAUCUUUAUUCUUGUUAUUUUAUAUUCACUCAAAUUUCAAAUAAGCAGCCUUGCUUUAAGUGUUUCCUUUGCACAAAAACAAGUGCAUUCUUCAGAAAUUAAUUUUGUCAAAAUCUGGCAGCCUAAUCACAUUUUUUUCACUUUUAAU
Oldenlandia corymbosa var. corymbosa is the source of this 878-nucleotide messenger RNA. The record is from the annotation of a GenBank genome assembly. NCBI's taxonomy places the organism in Eukaryota, Viridiplantae, Streptophyta, Magnoliopsida, Gentianales, Rubiaceae.